Molecule: messenger RNA, 1388 nt
Organism: Electrophorus electricus (electric eel)
Lineage: Eukaryota; Metazoa; Chordata; Actinopteri; Gymnotiformes; Gymnotidae
Gene: rpp40
Product: ribonuclease P/MRP 40 subunit
Biological process (GO): endonucleolytic cleavage in ITS1 to separate SSU-rRNA from 5.8S rRNA and LSU-rRNA from tricistronic rRNA transcript (SSU-rRNA, 5.8S rRNA, LSU-rRNA); tRNA 5'-leader removal
Cellular component (GO): ribonuclease MRP complex; multimeric ribonuclease P complex
Molecular function (GO): ribonuclease P activity; ribonuclease MRP activity
Source: RefSeq, a predicted model, not a curated record
AAGAACUAGAGCUCGAAAUAGUUGUUUGCCCGAGAAAAUAAAUUUCCAUUUAGUCUUUGUAAGGCAGAUAAUUACAUAUCUACUCAGUUGGCAGUCCAAUGUCGUCACACUUGGAGAAGUGUGCGAGAAGCCUUUUAGUAUGCGAGAAGUCCAGCUUCAUGAAUGAAGCAUCCCGUCAUGAAACACACGUGUGUAAGCACAGUUUCAACUACAAGAUUUCUGUAUUGAUACCGGAAUGUGGAGUCCUGCCUGCUGAUAUAGCAAAUGUGAUCAGUCAUUUCAAAUCAUAUUUCCUGGUCCGGGAUCUACCAGUUUAUAAGUUCCUGGAUGCAAAAUUUCUUGACACAGUUAAGAAAGGUGGGUUUUAUGCACUGUCCUACAAAACUCGCAUUGAUGAAGACAAUGUUGUGGCACUUUUGUCCAGUGGACAUUUAGUCUUGUCACUAGAUAAGGACACGUACCAGCAGCUUGGCUUAGAGGGGAAGCCAUCAGAGUACAAGCACAGAAAAGACAUGAGAUAUGUUGUGACGGUGGACCUGACAGAUAAAUCUUUGGUCCCUGGUACAAAGCGAUUCCAGCAAGUGUUGCUAAGUUUGAAAGAAAGAGUGCCGCUGAAAAGCGACUUCCUUUUGACCAGAUGCCCACCAGGAGCAGAAGAAGAUGGAGAGCUGCAGGCUCUUUUGUCUCAGCACACGUAUGAGGAGUGUAGACCCACUGUCAUAAGCCGGAGCCUGACGGACAUCCCGCGUCCCUCGCUGCACCCUUCAGAUCUGCGGGGAAACGCACACUCAUGCACCCCAGUGCAGUUCCUGGAGUGGCUAGGCUCCGUCAACUUGAACAUCCGCUGCAAUAACUCGGCUUCUAGCUUCCUGUCCACAUACGUGUGUCCAGAGCCCUGCGCUACAGUUAACAAAGUCCUGCUGUGCACAGUCACUGGUUUCAUCCCUCCUGAAGACGUCUAUGCUCUGCUACAAGAGCUGAGACGGUGUUUGGCUGAGCCUGGCUUCACAGACUGGGUUUCCCUCACUGUGCACGGCUUUGCGGACAGCCCGGUCUCUUGGGGAGCUGCAGAGCAUGGAUUCCUCAAGGGAGGGGAGAACUUCUACAAUCUUGUUUGCUUCAAGAACCAGGACUACUGGUUGCACAUGGCCACUGGUUCACAAGAUGGCUGCCCACCAUGAUAUACCGCACCUACAAUGGGGAACAAUGGUUUUAGUUUCAUUCUCAGUUAAACUCAUUUGUCUGCUUGUCUGUCAAGUGAAAUUAUGCUUUUGGGACAUUUUAUCCUAUGAAAAUUGUGCACUUUUUUGUGUGUGAAAAUGUUCUGUUAAAUGAAAUUGUUUGCUUUGGCUGGAGAUUUGUAUUAAUAAUAAAUGAGUGAAACUAUA